Mugil cephalus (flathead mullet) is the source of this 3851-nucleotide messenger RNA. Its product is annotated as CD99 antigen-like protein 2. The record is from RefSeq and is a predicted model, not a curated record. Bases 228 to 1175 code for a protein of 315 amino acids. Gene Ontology annotation, biological process: homotypic cell-cell adhesion; positive regulation of neutrophil extravasation; T cell extravasation. NCBI's taxonomy places the organism in Eukaryota, Metazoa, Chordata, Actinopteri, Mugiliformes, Mugilidae. The transcript is spliced from 11 exons.
CUCACUUCAUCCAGACAAAAGAGGACGAGUGGUUCUCGGUGACGCGCACUUAGCUCGAGCAUCAGAGCGCACUGGAUUGAUCCAACGCGCAGGAACGCACCGGCACAGAGACAAGCACGCCCUCCAGAUCCACCUGAGUCCUCCGCGCCGCCUAAUUGUCCUUUCUGAAGGGCGAGAAGAGGGAGAGUGAGCCCCGAUUUUCACCGAAACCAGAACACCGUGUUCCCAUGAUGUCAUACCUGUGGAUUCUGCUAUUAGGAAGCCUGCUGGCCUCACACGCCAAGGCACAAGAUGAAAACCCAGCAGACGUUCCUGAAGAUCCAGCUGUCAGCGAAGAUGAGGGCACGAGUGAAGAAACAUCAGAGAUUCCGCAAUUGCCAGCAUCUGAGUCUACAACUGAACCGGAUCCAAAUGAGACUACAGCAGACAGUGACGACCCUGCAGCAAAUGGAGAUGCAGAAACAACAACUCCUGCAUCUGAGGUUCUGGAACAAACUACUGCUGCAGAGGAAGGUGUGGACCAAACCCCCACUGCAGAGGUAGAUGCAGACGAAACUCCCGCUGCAGAGGCCGAGACAGACCAAACUCCCAUGGAAACUACAGAAACUCCUGUUGAUGAAGAUGCACAAACAGAAGCGCCUACAACGGACCUUGAGGGUGAAGUGCUAGCAACAACAGAAGGGCCAGAUGUUGUUCCAGAGUUUAGCGAUCCUGAGGGUGAUGCAGAGGAGACGCUCGGUGCAACACCUGCUGACGAUGAGGGUACCACUGUGGAAGACAGUCAACCAACCGAUCCAGCGGCUGAUGAAAAGCCAACUGAUCCAGUGGUGGACGAAGGAAUUGUGGCAAAGGGCAGAGGGUUUGACUUGGGAGAUGCCUUAGAAGAUGACACUCAAGCAGACAACAAACCCCAUUCAGGAAAGAUCGAUGCUGCUGCCACCUCAGGAAAUGGUGAGUCUGAGACCAAAGAGGGCAGCUCUAGCCCCUUAGCUGCUGUCGUCACUUCAAUUGUUGUGGCUGCGGUCGGAGCAGUCGCUGGAUACUUCACCUACCAGAAGAAGAAGCUGUGCUUCAAAAACAGACAGGAAGCAGAUCCAGAGGCUCCACACAAAGCUGAUGCUACAGAGGCUCAGGCAGAUCCACAGGCCUCCAAGACUCUGCUAGAACAGCAAUGAUCACCUGCCUGGACCUACUCCAGUCAAGCAAAGUGGCAGUCUCACUGUUAGGCUUUCUCCGUGGAGCUGAUUUACUGUGAGGACCCAGAGUAGGGGUGUGUGUUUCGGACUGAUUAUAUGUGUGUUCAUUCUUGUGUGUGGACAUGUUUGAGGGAAAAGCAUUAGAAAAAGAUCAAGUAUAUGGACUUCAACAAUUGUUGCAACAUAGAAAUGUAUUAAAAUCACCGGACAAAUUUUAUGCGUUAAACCAAAUCCAACUUUUUUUAAGACAGCGACCGUCGAAGAGAUUAAAUCUCCUUUUAACCGUUAACCAUAAAAAAGCUUUUGAUUAUACAUCCCCUUUUUAUAUUACUUAUAUGGUUACUCUCCUGCAAUUCAAUGUGAAUAGAAACUCAGAUAUUGAUGUGGUAGGUGUGAAGUGAAUUUUUACAAGUGGAUUUUUUUUUGUGCUGACGCCACCAUUGUUUGAGCCAUCCAUGUGAUCAAAAUCCACCUAUAACCAUUCACUUCAGUAGAACAUAUUUUCCUGCGUUGGUAGAAUUAUCUGCAGUACAUUGAAUUUCAAUAACUAGCACUGUAUUUCAUGCAUUUCUAAAUAGGACCACUAGUGUAGGAUUUUAGUCCUUGUGUUCUGUGGAUGCUGUUACUUGGUCCACUCUGUGUUUGGAGGGCCAACAAUGUCACUGUAUUGUUUCUUUGUUUCUUUGAUUGGUGAAGGGGCUUAGUUUUAAAUCAUGUUAAGUGGCUACCACUCCUCCGCAGUCACCUAAAUAAAUUUAAUAUUCAUACACUCUCAUCUUCUAUAACCGCUUUUCCUGUAGAGGGUCGCGGGAGGCUGGAGCGUAAUCCAGCUGAUAUUCAUACAUGAACUUUACAAAAUAAAUAGUCAUCGAUUUAAGAGAAGAUAAGAUUUCAACAAAAACUGUUCUUUUUAGAUUUACUGGGGUGAGCUGAAGUCUAAUCCAAACCUGUUUCUGUCAGUGGAUGACAUAGGCAAAUUUAAAAUGUAGUAAAGUACUAAUACAUUGUUAUGACGUAGUGUGUGUCAGUCUAGUUGUGAUGCAGUAAUUUCUUCUCUAUAGUGCCUUUCACUGACACAGCCUGGCUUGACCAAUGUGUUGACACACGGUGUAGAUAUACGGGACAUUAAUGUGAAAACAUCAUGUGAAUAUAUCAAGAAGGAAUGUAUUGUUAAUUCCUAAACAGAUCUUAAUGCUGAUCCACGCGUGCACAUGAAUUACUGAAUUAUUACCCAUGAUUGUAACAGCCGCUGCAUGUGUGAUCACAGUUAGCCUGCCCGCCUCGCUGUGUGUCUCUUUAUUUGAGCAAGCCAGUUGCUGUUGUAGUGGAGUUUGUAUCGUUUGUUUUCUCCCCAUUACGAACACCAUUCACCUGUGAUUUUUCUAUGAAUCCUUAACAAUCGGCAGCGGUGCCUCAGAGCAGACACAGAUAGUCUUUAGUGAAGUUUUUUGCUGUGGUAUUUUGUGAUUAUCAUGGCUCAGAAGCGGCGCUACUGCUUUUUUUUUUUUUUUUUUUUUUUUUUUUUUUUUGCCACUGUAGCACAACAAAAAGAAAAAAAUAACUUCUGAAUGUCUUUUUGUCGCCUUGAAGUUUUGUACUAGCCCUUUAAAUCUUUUAAAUAUGGUUAUAGAGAUUGCAUAGAGCCGCAGUUCAUGUAAAAUGUGUUACUUGUAAAAGCACCAUAUAGCUGCAAUACAGGACAGAGACUGUUGCUAACAGCCUAGCCUCAAGCUGAGAAUUAUUAAUAGUCUGUGAUGUCACAUAUCUAAUAAGUCUACAAACUGUGUGGUGGACGCAGGCUCAGAGCUUCGCCUUCUGCCUUCUUUUCCUGUAAUCUGUGAUAGACGAUAGAUGAGUUUCUCUUGAGACACAAAAGCAAGCGGAUAGUGUGUCUGGCAUAGAGUGAUAAUGCACAAAUAAACCCACUAAGCGAUAGAACAAGCUCGGAGAAAUAGCCAGCGAUGCCUUCAAAAUAGGAAAUUGUCCUUUGAAUGCAGUACUCACCCCCUGUGUACACUCCAGCAAAUGCUACAAACGUACUUUGAUGUCCCAAGGCGCACACUCACAGAACUUGCUGGGGCUGAUUUGAUGUGAAGGAGACUACAACGACACUAAAAUCCAGAAAACUGGGACUGCUCGCGUUUGAGAACGUAAUGGUCUCGCUACCCUUUAGUCCCAAUUGGACAGAUUCCUUGUAAACACAAUGUACUACAGCACAGCAUCCGAACCAGAAUGUAAACCUUGAUAAUCAUUGACUUAUUGGAUCCUGAAGUGCACUUCCCGGAUAAUGCUAGGGCAUCAAUCAGGGCGCUAACCAGUCCUGCCUUAUACUGUAUAUCCUCUUGAACAUUCCUGGGAGGAAAGCAAAUAACAAUGUCAUCAUCAGAAAAGACACGGUGAAACAAGCAGAGAUGUUUUGUAAUGAUCAUCUCAAUGGGAGAAGCACUUUCCUAUCCUGUACACAUCUUGAUUUAUUAAGCAUAUUUAGUCAAUUAUUUUUUGAUUAAGAUGAGUGAGAGACUCUUCCUUUUUUUAAUUUAAACAUUGUGUGUGUUUUUUUUUUUUUGUAGGACUCUUUUUUGUCAUCUGGCACUUGCGUUCUUCUGGAGUUGUGUAAAUAAUGUUUGAGGAGUCAAUUAAACUGUUUUCGUGGGA